Messenger RNA from Mirounga angustirostris (Northern elephant seal), 4031 nucleotides. It is a transcript of the gene HDHD3, whose product is annotated as haloacid dehalogenase like hydrolase domain containing 3. Bases 1710 to 2465 code for a protein of 251 amino acids. The record is from RefSeq and is a predicted model, not a curated record. The transcript is spliced from 2 exons. Lineage: Eukaryota; Metazoa; Chordata; Mammalia; Carnivora; Phocidae. Gene Ontology annotation, cellular component: nucleus.
GCUCCGUGGGGGCCGCAGAGCGCCUGCGCAGCUCUCCGGAGGUGGCUGGCUGCCGGGCUUCCUAAGGACUGGCCUCCGUCCGGGUCCGCUGUGUCUGGAUCCCGGGAGGCUGGGGACCGGGGGUCCGCCCCGAGCGGUCGGAGCGCGCCGGAGCUGGGAAGGGGCCCCCAGGAGGCCGGCCGCAGCCACGUCACGCCCAAGGUCACGCUGCAAAUGGCAGCCGUGGAGAUCUCGCUCUAACAGCGGGCUACCUGGACUUUGUCCCCAUCGAGCCCUGGAGGUGAGGAGGAAGGCCGAGAAAUUCAGGCUUGCAGCCCAGAGGCCUCAGCCCCGGCUUCCAGAAAUGGAAGACGCUGUGGGUCGGGAGCCAGAGCUCUUUGUUCUAGUCUUAGCCGGGCCCGUGACUCCCGGCGUGGCUUUGCGCGAGUUCCCGCCCCUCACUGGGCCUCCAUGUACCCACCAGUAAAGUGGGAGGGUUUUUGGAUGGCUCUCCCUAAUUUCCAGAUUGACUUAAAUUCAUUUCCUUGUCAGACUUCCGCUACGGCUUGCCCCCGGCUUCGCCAGCCACUGCCCUUCCUCAGCAGCAACUUGGCUGUACUCUGAAACUCUGGACCCUCAGGUUUCCCCCAGACCACCUGGGAUUGUCUGGAAUCGACUGUGUGGGGCAAGAAGCUGCACCCAGCCUCCCGACAGCAGGCUGAGGACUCGCUUCUUGGGCAUGGAGUCAGUAAUCCUUUUACUGGCUCCCCACCUAGGCAGACCUUGUUACCGCCAGUAAAGACGCAUCAGAGGCUUAGAGACAGGACCUGGUUCUGUCUGCCUUUGGCUCUGUGCUGUGCCGAUUCACCCAAAUCAGAUUGUUUUAAAAUCCAAAUUUGUCUAAGCAUGAUGCAGUAGAAGGGAGCACUGGCCAGAGUCUGGAAGUUUGGGUUCUGGUGCUGGCUGUGUACCUUAGGCUAGUAUCUGCUCCUCUCUGACUCAGUCUUCCCUGAUAAACAAGGGGUCUGUCACAUGGUCUGCAAGGACCCUGUGUCUUUGGUAUUGUUAACAAUAGUAAUAGCAAUCAUAAUUGUUUCCUUACCUUGACCUACAAGGCCCUGCCACAGUGGGCCCUGUCUACCCAAAGCAGCAGACUUGCCGUUGACCUACCUCGGGCCUUUGCACUUGGUGUUUCCAGUGCCAGGAACACUUAACCACCUCCAUUUCCUGCAUAGUCAUUCUUCAGAUCUCCCCCAAAACUUGACUUACUUAGGAAGUUCAACACAGAUGGGAUCCCUGGGUGUAUAUCCUUAUGGCACAUGCUGACUUUGUUAUACUUCAGUGUUUGUAUAGUUCUUUGUCUAAUAUCUGUGUCUCGUAUUCUUUAAAGCCUGUAAAUGCCAGGAGGGCUGGAAACCUAUCCUGUUCCCUAGCAUCUAGCACAUAGUAGGUGCCCAGAAAUUUGUGGAAUGAACGGAUGAUCUCAUUUCAUGCAACAGUCUCGUGAGGUUGGCACAUCGUGCUCCUCUUCAGUCAGGAGACAGAGAUUCAGAGAGUGACACUCCUAGGGUCACACAGUAAGUGGGAAGUGCCAGAAUUUGAACCCAGUCUGGCUCUGACCCCAAGGUCUGAACUUCUACCUCACUGCCGUCUCAUUCCAGGAUCUUCUGCUGUGAGGACGUGCCACAACUCUGGCCCACAAGGCCCGGAGAGAGAAGACCUUUAGGCCCAUGGCGCAUCGGCUGCAGAUACGACUGCUGACAUGGGACGUGAAGGACACACUGCUCAGGCUCCGCCAUCCUGUGGGAGAGGAAUACGCCACCAGGGCCCGGGCCCACGGGCUGGAGGUGGAGGCCGCCGCUCUGGGACACGCCUUCAGGCAGGCCUACAGGACUCAGAGCCACAGCUUCCCCAACUACGGCCUGAGCCAAGGCCUCACCUCCCGCCGGUGGUGGCUGGAUGUGGUCUUGCACACCUUCCAGCUCGCGGGUGUUCGAGACGCGCAGGCUGUGGCCCCCAUCGCUGAGCGGCUGUACGAGGACUUCUGUAAGCCGUGCACCUGGCAGCUGUUGGAGGGGGCCGAGGCCACCCUGAGACGGUGCCGAGAACGAGGUGUGAGGCUGGCAGUGGUCUCCAACUUUGACCGGCGGCUGGAGGACAUCCUGAGGGGGCUGGGCCUGCGGGAACACUUUGACUUUGUGCUGACCUCUGAGGCUGCCGGCUGGCCCAAGCCUGACCCCCGGAUUUUCCGCGAGGCCUUGCGGCUUGCUCGAGUGGACCCGGCAGGAGCAGCCCACAUUGGGGACAGUUACCACUGUGAUUACAAGGGGGCCCAGGCUGUAGGGAUGCACAGCUUCCUGGUGGUUGGCCCAGAGCCCUUAGACCCUGCGGUCAAGGGUUCUGUACCCCAAGAAUGCCUCCUCCCCUCACUGUCCCAUCUCCUGCCUGCCCUUGACCGCCUGGAGGGCUCACCUCUGGAACUUUGAGUCUGACGAGGGAAGUCGAGGGAAGUCGAGGGGAGUGGCUCCAGCCAACUAGAAAGCUCCUUCCUUUCUGAGAUCAGGCCUUUGCCUCUCUCCCUGCGGCGUCCACAUGCGUUCUGACUAUAAAGCGGUGAAUGCAGGGCUUUGAGCCCGUCUCCACGCCUCUCAGGUGAUUUAUUUGUCACACCUGUGUCUUUCCCCACCCCACCCCCCACCCCCACCUACAAGAUUCACUGAGGGCCCAACUAGCUUCAGAACCGGGCACAUUCAAAAAUUUGUUUUAGCAGCAGGGCCCUAUUGUUAUGGGAGAUCUUACUGGAACCCCAAUGUGCAAAACAGCAAAAGCAAGAAACUUCUAGGGUUGAAACAGGUUAGCCCCACAGUCGGGCCCUGAAGCCUCUAUGACUCCCUGUGGGAAGCAGGAGAUCGGAGGAGCUUAGUUUGGAAAACUGGGGUGCUAAGCUGUGCUGUAGGGACAUGUCCUCUAGGACUAUAUAGUGUAAAUAGGAUCUCAGAGAAGGAGCACCCAAAUUACAUCAUGAGAAGAAACUUCUUUCAUGCUUGCCAUGUGUUGUUAGUCCUUUACAUGCAGAUAGAACCCUCAAAGCUAGCUAAUGGGCAGAGGUAGCGGGACGUGCACUUUACAAAUGAGAAACGUUCAGAAGUUAAGUAGCCUGCCUGACGUUGCAAGGAGAGUUGUGGCCCUUGAGACGGUGCAGUGGUGAUCGUGGGAGAACAGGGAGGCUGUUCCACAGGAGGCCGGUUUUGAAGAGCACCCGAGUCACAGGUGUUAGCAUGGAGGUAGGAGAGCACAGGGAACGGGGACAGGAGCUUGAGGUGGCAGGAGUGUAGGACACAUGCGGGGAAUGACUAGAGACUGAAGGAAGUAGGCUGGGUUUUAAAAAUUCCAUGUCCCUUCCUGCCUCUCCCCUCUUCACACUCCUCUCACACCUGCUUGGUACUUACCAGACGCUUGUAUUCCUUGCCUACUGCCAGGCACACACACGGUGUUAGGUUCUGGUGCCAGCUGCUGGGGAGGGCUCCCGAGUGGCCCCGAACUGCGGUGACAUUUAGGUGGGCAGAGGAGUAAGAUGCCUUCCUGGCAGGUGGCCCAUGAACUACGGACCGAGGGCUGCCAUGGAGAGUUAGAUUGGCAAUUUGGGGGCAUGGUGUGGGGGGUGCCUUCGGGUGCUGGGUUGAAAAGGUGGGCUCUGACCCAGGAUUCUGGGCAGAGAUUGUGCCCAUGUGAGGGGAGGGAGGCUCUUCUCAGACUUGGCCAAACUUCCAGGUUGGUACGAAGCCCAGGUGACAUUAAUUCCCAAGUAUCAGGCAGUGAGGACGUGGGUUGAGCUGUACUCUCAGAGCUGCAAGGGCCUCAGAAGUACCUGAACCGAAAAAGUUGCCAUUCGAUCUGUGGACUGGAUCUGAUCUACCCAGUGUUUGGAGUAAAUUAUUGAGCAAACUUAAGAGUGGGGAGGGCUCUGGCCCCCAUCUUUGAGCCCAGGGGCCUGAAGUUGUAGGUAAGAUUGCCUCUGAACUGUGUUCCUAAAUAAAACAGGAAUGUGAGCA